CACGUAGUCUGCGUGGUAUCGCCGUCGGUGGUGCUGUUCUGGGCAUAAUGAUUGGGGAAGGAAUGUUGCGCCCUAUGUAUCUUGAUUCAGACAGAGACAUGAAAAGCGGAGAGGCGAGCACAUCUGCGCCAAAAUACGUGUCCUACCAGGAUGUCCAGAAGCAUAAGUCCAAGGACAGCUGCUGGGUCAUCAUAGAGGGCCAAGUCUACGAUACUACGCCCAUUUUGGAUACACAUCCUGGCGGGAGCCGUGCAAUCUUGAAGUAUGCCGGAGAAGACGCCACGUACGUAGCCGACGCCGAGUUAAAGGCGUUUAAACCGGUACAUCCGCCCGGUACGCUCUCGCAGCUUCCGUCAGAGGCACACCUUGGCCCGGUUGAUCCGGCUACGUUCCCAAAAGAAAGUAAAGAGCUUAGCCAGGAGGAGAGGAGAGUAAUGGAAGCGCGAGCCUCUCUGCCUCCUCCGUCCGCUGCGCUCAACCUUCAUGACGUAGAGGAGCUCGCUGAGAAGGCUCUCACUACGACUGCCUGGGCAUAUUACCGAUCAGCAGGAGAUGACGAAAAUUCUUACCACGAAAAUGUAGCCGCUUUCAAACGAUUCUGGUUCAGACCUCGAGUGCUGCGCAAGGUCUCCGUGGUGUCGACCAACACUACUAUGCUGUCAUUCCCCUCUUCCCUACCUAUAUACAUUACCCCCACGGCUCUCGCUCGACUCGGACAUCAGGACGGCGAGAUGAAUUUUACGCGUGCAGCAGCGAAGGAAGGCCUCAUCCAAGGAUUAUCACAAUAUGCCAGCUGCUCCGUCGAAGAGGUGAUGUCCGUGAGGCAUCCGGAUCAGACUUUGAUUUUCCAGAUGUAUAUGUCACCAGACAGGGUCGCCGCCGGGUCCCUGCUCCGUCGAUUGGAGGGCCUGGGUUUCAAAGCCCUCAUGUUGACCGUCGACGCUAUCGUGGCCGGGAACCGGGAACUUGAUCAGAGAGCCAAGGCUGAUAAUACCUCUGCAGUACGGCACCGCCUGAACGUUGCGCUAGAUGCGGAUGUCUGCUGGGAAGAUGUUGCGUGGAUCAAAUCCCUUACAAAACUUCCCGUCGUCAUCAAAGGCAUCCAAAGCGUCGAGGAUGCCAUCAUAGCUUAUGAACACGGCGUUCAGGGCAUUGUUCUGUCCAAUCACGGUGGUCGGCAACUUGACUUCUCUCCAUCCCCUAUGACCCUUUUAUAUGAGCUUAGCCAGGCGAGGUCCGAUCUUCUGUGGAGACGGGACUUCGAGGUGUUCGUGGAUGGAGGGGUCACACGCGGGACUGACGUUCUAAAAGCUCUUUGUCUCGGUGCACGAGCUGUGGGCAUGGGUAGGCCAUUCCUGUACGCUAAUGGGGUCUGGGGUGAAGAGGGCUGCCGAAGAGUGGUACAAAUCAUGCGAGAAGAGAUCGAGAGGGCAAUGCGGCUGUUGGGCGUCAGUAACCUGAACCAGCUAUCACCGAGCAUGGUGCGAUACAUUGAUCGGGAACCCAUGGCCUCGCGUCUAUAAGGGAUAGGUGACUGCGGUAUAUACAUGGGCGUCGUUGCUAGGAGUGGAUCUGCAAGUACUGUACUUAGGGAGAAGGUGAUACAGAUGCAGACCGUAUUUGAUCACAAUGAUGUCCUAUAUUCGCUUAUAAGCGAC
Gloeophyllum trabeum ATCC 11539 is the source of this 1658-nucleotide messenger RNA. RefSeq lists its product as uncharacterized. Gene Ontology annotation, biological process: lactate metabolic process. Lineage: Eukaryota; Fungi; Basidiomycota; Agaricomycetes; Gloeophyllales; Gloeophyllaceae. Gene Ontology annotation, molecular function: L-lactate dehydrogenase (cytochrome) activity. The coding region runs from base 48 to 1523 and encodes 491 amino acids. The transcript is spliced from 13 exons. The record is from RefSeq and is a predicted model, not a curated record.